Molecule: messenger RNA, 713 nt
Organism: Diabrotica virgifera virgifera (western corn rootworm)
Lineage: Eukaryota; Metazoa; Arthropoda; Insecta; Coleoptera; Chrysomelidae
Exons: 2
Coding region: 133-489 (118 amino acids)
Source: RefSeq, a predicted model, not a curated record
ACAUUAAUUAAAUAUCAUCUUAUCAUAAAUUAGUAAUUAAAUUGUAUAUUAUCUGUUUGUCCAUUAAUAUAUUCACUAAAAGUACAACAAUAAAAUUAUUUGGAGAAGACGUUUUCUCAAACACGAUUCAAAAUGAAAUUACGAUUUUUUGUCUUAUUGCUGUUGGUAACAGUACUAGCCGCAUUAGGUAAAUCUUCACCGAUAGACGAAGCACCUACUGAAUCAGCAUUGACUGAUGAUUCUUACCAACCAGAUCCAGAAAACACAUCAGGUGGUACAUGUGACCCCGAUACUUCUAGCUGCAUCAAAACAAGAGCCUUCAGUGGACUGAUUGGUAUUGCAAAUGGAUUUGGUUAUGCUGCCAAGGCUGCCAUAAAAUCAUUUGUUGGAGUGAUAAAGAAUAUAAUUGGUAGACAAGACGAUGAAAAGCCUAUAGAGAUAUAUGUCCCUCCCCCUCCACAAGAUGUUGGAAUUAUUGCUGUUAAAUAAGUCUACCAUCAUAAAGCUACAAUACAUCGUUGUUUCAUAAGAACCCGUUCACAUGACAAGCGCUUAUGACUUAAAACGCUCGUUGGAAUGUGAACGGUCUCAAGUAAAAUGUAUGUAAUUGUAGCGGUUAUAGCGUUGGUUAGCGUUGUAGCGGUAGUAACAAGCGCUUGUCAUGUGAACGGGUUCUAACUCAAAAAGUUACAAAUAUAUGUUUACUAAAAGCG